UGUCAAUUAACACUGUUAAUGGACCGUUAGAUUUGAGUGUUAAAAUGCAAUUUGCGCUUUUGCUCUUGACCCAUUUUCCCCAUUUUACCCUUUUAUCCUUAUCCCUUACCCUCAACCACUCUCGUACGACCCUUUCCAUUUUUUCACCCAUUUCCAUCGCCGGCGAUAGGGAGGAGUCCAGGUGAAGACGACGGCGACGACCGCUGCUUCAGAGAGGGCUUUCGAACUCCCUGCAAAAUCAAAACUUCACAGCCAAACACCUUCCUGGGUUCGUCGAGAAGUUUAGUGAAUUGACGGCCAAGGGUAUCGAUACCAUCGCUUGUAUUUCUGUGAACGAUGCUUUUGUGAUGAAGGCUUGGAAGGAGGAUUUGAAGAUUGGGGAUGAGGUUUUGUUGCUUUCUGAUGGGAAUGGAACGUUCACGAAGGCGAUUGGGACUGAGCUUGAUCUUAGUGAUAAGCCUGUAGGGUUCGGGGUGCGGUCCAGGAGAUAUGCUCUUCUUGUGGAUGGUGGGGUUGUGAAAGUUUGGAAUUUGGAUGAUGGAGGACUGCUUCAGAGACGGCUUGCCCUUUGUGCUUCAAAGAGGGCUUUCUUGCCGUCGUCGCUAUUCGCCAAUCGGCGUUCGCCGUCGUCGCUGUUCGCUGAUCACCUCAGACGAGCUCUGCAAGGGGCUAGGUUCGACGGUGAGAGAAGAUGAGUCUUAACUCUCUCCACUCCUUUAGUUAUAAUAAUAUGGGUAUAAUAGGUAAUUCACCUACUUCAGGGGGUAAUAUGGGUAUUUAAAAAGAAAUCUUAAUAGCCAAACUAUGACAGUGUCACUUUUUUUGUAAUAUUAAUUAACUGCUAGGGGAGGUUUUUGUAAUCUUCAAGAACACAGGGGGUGUAAUAAAUGUAAAACACAGGGGUGGGGGAUGGAAAUUGUUUUAUUUUUUAUAAGAAUGAUUGGUGUUG
Molecule: messenger RNA, 949 nt
Organism: Macadamia integrifolia
Lineage: Eukaryota; Viridiplantae; Streptophyta; Magnoliopsida; Proteales; Proteaceae
Product: peroxiredoxin-2E-1, chloroplastic-like
Exons: 1
Coding region: 348-695 (115 amino acids)
Biological process (GO): cell redox homeostasis; hydrogen peroxide catabolic process; cellular response to oxidative stress
Cellular component (GO): cytoplasm
Molecular function (GO): thioredoxin peroxidase activity
Source: RefSeq, a predicted model, not a curated record